GCCAGGGAAGUCCUUCCCCAGAGCCAAGCCACGGGCCCCUGCCGGGAAGCCCGGAGAGAGCCGCCGGCCGCAGAGGGAGACCGGCCCGCCGGCCACGGGGCGCGCGCCCCCCGAGCGCCCGGAGGCUCCUGCAGGUUGGUAGCCAGUCUAGAUCGGCCUUGACGAGAGGGGCUUAUGCUGCCAGUCGGCCUGCACGCCUUCCCCAGGCCUGCUCACCAUCAUCGUUCCAGACUUGUUCACUUCAGGCUUCUGAUGCACUGGCCAAGCCCUUUCCGUUGUCCUGGAGUUGUCUACUUGCACACCGCAGGCCACUCUCCCCGCCAUGGACCGGGUACCCCUGGGAGAUUCUCUCCUCUGCUGGGACCUCCCGAGAGGAGCUGUGAGGCGGCAGCGGGCAGUCUGAGGGGCGCCUCCAUGCGGACUGAGCUCUGUGGAUCGAGCUGGAGUCCCCUGUCCACCUCCAGGAACACCGUUGUGCGGCAGAGAGGAGUGCGUCGGGAUGUGUUCCUUUCUGUUGGGAAGGACGGCUGUGUGUGCCCAGCACCGCAAGUCCCAGAGCUAGGACCCUGGCUCGGGGUGGGGACUCAGGCUGCUUGUCCUCUGGAGCCCUGGACACGGGUGGGAUGCUAUUCCCAGAUACAGCACGUGCUGCACUGAAGUCCUGAGAGGCCUGCCAAGCUCUGGGCCUCUUGAUGGAAGGAGGUCCAAGACGUAACAACUUUCCUCUUACCUGUGAGGUAUCCUGGCAAAGCAGGGCCAACCGUGGAGGACCGAGCAGCCACCAUCAUCCAGUGUGCCUUCCGGAAACUCCUGGCGAGAAAGGAGCUGGCCCGCCGUCAGCAGGAGCACCAGGACUACCAGGAACUGAUGGAGAAGCUGCAGAGGGAGGCCUUCGUGGCCCAGGUUCGGCGUGAGCAGGAGGCGGCCCGGCGACGGCAGGAAGAAGCGGCUGCGGCCGAACGGCGGCGGCAGGAGGAGCGGCUGCGAGGGGCGCGCCUGCUGGAGGCGGCCUUCGACGGGAACCUGGGCGAGAUCCAGGCGGUCCUGCGGGAGGUGGACGAGCUGCUGACCCGCGAGGGCGUGGGCUGCGACGCAGCGGGGAUGGCGCGGCGGCUGCAGUGGCGCUUGGCCCUGGUGGACUUUGAGGACAGCGGCGGGAACACGCCACUGUCCGAGGCGGCGGCGGGCGGGCAGCCCCUGGCCAUCCAGCUGCUGGCUGAACAGGGCGCCAGUCCCAACAGCAAGGGCGCCUUCGGCCGGACCCCACUGUACCGAGCGGCCUUUGGGGGCCACCUGGAAGCCGUGGAGGUGCUUCUGAAGCUCGGAGCUGACCCCCGGGUAUAUGCGGACGACGGGAGCACCCCCGAGCAGGUGGCCUCACUGGACACGGUGGUCAGCGUGCUGCAGUCAUGGGACCUGAGCCUCACAGACGCCAUGCUCCGGAACAUGGAGGCUGAGCGGGAGCGCCGGGCGCAGGAGGCCGCACGGCACAAGGAGGCGGAGGCGCAACGGUGCGGCGAGUGGGAGGCGGGGGGCUGGCCUGGGGCUGCUCUGACCGCCCCCCUCCACCAUAGCAUGAACCUCAAAGUACAGCAGCUGGCCAAGGAGCAGCAGCAAUGUCACCAGCAGCUGCAGCAGGCCUACUGCGAGCUCAACCGGAGGAUCGCGGAGCAUGACAAGUGUGAGCGGAGGGGUGCGGGCCUGGCCGAGCUCACGCUGCAGGCCAUCAAGGAUGCAGAGGAGCAAGUGGACAGGCUCCAGCAGGAGGCCCAGAAGGCAGAGGAGGCGCUGGCCCUGGCCAGGCUGGAGCUUCGGGAGCAGACCCAGGAGGCGGAGGAGGAGGUGCCUGGGCUGAAGUGCCAGGUCAGCGAGCUCCACGACGUGCUGAUGAAGGAUGUGGGUGACCGCAUCCGCGCAGACGGCAGGUGGCCUCUUGUCAUCGACCCUUCGGGCCAGGCGGCCACCUUCCUGCGCUAUCAGGACACCAACUACGUGGACGCCGUGAACCCCGACCACCUGCGGCCAGAGAGGAUCCGGCUGGCGCUGCUGGGGGCGCUCAGGUUCGGGAAGCCGCUGGUGUUUGACCUGCGCGAGGUGGAUCUGUUCCCGGCCGUGCAGCGGCAGCUGGAGGCGGUGCAGCCAGGCCUGGCGCAGGAGCUGCUGGGCCGCCGUCUGCUGGAGCAGGAGAGGUACCUGUCGCUGCUGCGGCCGACUGAUGGGCCCGAGUACGGCCCCAACCAGUUCCAGGAGGCGCGCCUGCAGCACUUCCGCCUCUUCUUCGUCACCAAGGUUCGGUGGCCGCCAGCCGAGCAGCUGCAGGUCCUCCUGCCUGUGCGCGUGCAGCUGCCGGGCGGGGGCCUCUAGUAACCCUCCCCAAUAAAGGGCCCGCCCCCGGG
Cervus elaphus (red deer) is the source of this 2396-nucleotide messenger RNA. RefSeq names its product IQ motif and ankyrin repeat containing 1 (gene IQANK1). Gene Ontology annotation, cellular component: cytoplasm; nucleus. Gene Ontology annotation, biological process: regulation of barbed-end actin filament capping. The transcript has 13 exons. Gene Ontology annotation, molecular function: protein binding. The record is from RefSeq and is a predicted model, not a curated record. NCBI's taxonomy places the organism in Eukaryota, Metazoa, Chordata, Mammalia, Artiodactyla, Cervidae. The coding region runs from base 868 to 2364 and encodes 498 amino acids.